Nymphaea colorata (pocket water lily) is the source of this 1917-nucleotide messenger RNA. Its product is annotated as probable disease resistance protein At4g27220. Gene Ontology annotation, molecular function: ADP binding; protein binding. The record is from RefSeq and is a predicted model, not a curated record. NCBI's taxonomy places the organism in Eukaryota, Viridiplantae, Streptophyta, Magnoliopsida, Nymphaeales, Nymphaeaceae. Bases 1 to 1917 code for a protein of 638 amino acids. The transcript has a single exon.
AUGAGUGCUUUCACCCAUGCAGUACGCCAACUUGGGCAUCUACUUAGCCUCAAGAAGCACUCAGACAAGAUUCAGUGCAAAACAGAUGAAUCGGGAAGCAAUAAGAAAGGCGUCUCAGAAUCACUUAUUGAACUCCUACUGAAUCCAGAGAUACAAAAGGUCGGCAUUUGGGGAAUGGGGGGUGUGGGUAAAACUUACAAUGUGAAGUAUGCCAUUGACAUGGUGAGAGAAACAAACAGCGGCCGGUCGUUCGAUCACAUCGUUUUUGUGAGUGUUACACAUGAAUGGAGCAUAAGAGAUGUGAGGAAUGACAUAAUUAAGGAACUAUCCAUGGAAGAAGAGUUAGGUGAAAAUGGAGGGGCAAGUUUGUUGCAUCAGAGGCUGAAGGGAACAAGAUUCUUGUUGGUUUUGGAUGACCUGUGGGAAACUAUUAGCCUUGAGGAGUUGGGCAUUCCUGAGCCCACCAAAGAAAAUGGCUGCAAACUUUUCUUGAUUACCCGAAUUCAUAAUGUUUGUGAACUCAUGGGUGCCCAAGCAAAAGUUAAAGUUCCAACUUUUUCCAGGGAAGAUGCAUGGGAAUUAUUCUGUGAAGAAGUUGGCAGCAUGGUGCUCUUGCCAAACAUUCAGCCCUUAGCCAAAAGCAUCGUGGAUGAAUGCGGGUAUCUACCGCUUGCUGUGAAAGAAAUGGGAAAGGCCAUGAAUAGUUCAAGUGAUGAGGUUAUAUGGUUAAACUCAUUGAGUAUCAUGAUGCAGUCGAGGCCACUGAACAGUAGCAUGGAGCUAGUGUUCAGACAAUUGAAAUUAAGUUAUGAUCAGCUAAAAGAUGUAUUAAAGCAUUGCUUCCUAGCUUGCACAUUCUUUGGUGAUAACCAUGAGAUCAGCAUACCAUAUUUGGUUGAGAACUGGAUGAUGUGUGGUUAUGUUGAUAUUGCAGAUGAAAUGUUGCUAUCUGAGGCCUAUGAGAAGGGGCUGCAUCUGUUGAAAGAGCUGCUAGAUGCUAGCAUGUUGGAGCUUUCCAAGGACAGAGAUCAUAUUACUAUCAAUAAUAUGAUGAGGCACAUGGGCUUGAUGAUAAAGUCGUCCAAGUUCAUAAUGAGAGAUGGCCUGGAGCAACUUGAGGGACCAGAAGAAGAAGAAUGGAAAGAAGCAGAGAUGAUAUCAUUGAAGGCCAGUGGAAUAUCAAGCCUCCAUCAAAGCCCGGACUGUCCAAAUCUCACUGUCUUGAUUCUUUACAACAACUUGCAACUAAGAAGCAUCUCUCCAAGCUUUUUCGAGCAAAUGGCAGAGCUUCAUGUUCUUGAUUUAUCAUGGGCAGGACUGGACUCUUUGCCAGAGUCUAUCUCCAAACUUACCAACCUUCACUAUCUCGAUUUAGCCUAUUGUAGGUGCUUAAAAAAUUUGGCAUGUUUGGGGUCACUAAAGCAGCUUUUAGUUCUUGACCUCUCUGUUACUCCAAUCGAGGAGAUGCCAGAAGAGUUGGGCAACUUAACUAGACUUAGGCAUCUGUUUCUUUCUGCUACAGUUAAUCUCAGCAGAAUUGCAGGUGGAAUUUUCAACAAACUUUCCAAAUUGGAAAUCUUACAGAUGCGUGCUAGCUCAUACGCUUGGCAGCACAAAAGCAAAGAAAAAGAAGCCAGUUUGCAGGAGUUAUUAGGCCUGAAAUGCUUGUCUACUCUAGUUAUUACUGUAAAGGGUGUAGGUGAUUUUGAGUUCCUUCGCAACAACGCUGUUCAGGAAAUUUGGAAGAACACCAUGGGCGUUGAGUGCUAUAUACGAGGACUUUCAGUAUGCAUGAAAUUUGAAGGAAAAUUUAAUAGUUGGUCUAGUGAAAGACAGGAAGAAGAUUUGGCUGGUUCCAUGUUAUCAAGAGCUGCGUCUACCAUUGAAAAGCAAGGGAAAAGAUUCUUCGAUAUGUAA